Molecule: messenger RNA, 1887 nt
Organism: Gastrolobium bilobum
Lineage: Eukaryota; Viridiplantae; Streptophyta; Magnoliopsida; Fabales; Fabaceae
Product: transcription initiation factor TFIID subunit 6-like
Exons: 12
Coding region: 129-1754 (541 amino acids)
Biological process (GO): transcription initiation at RNA polymerase II promoter; RNA polymerase II preinitiation complex assembly
Cellular component (GO): SLIK (SAGA-like) complex; SAGA complex; transcription factor TFIID complex
Molecular function (GO): transcription coactivator activity; RNA polymerase II general transcription initiation factor activity; protein heterodimerization activity
Source: RefSeq, a predicted model, not a curated record
UUUUGGGUAAAUUGAUCCCUUCCCCAGUAGAAAUCAACCCUGGCACACUUGUGUAGCGAAUUCGCGUCCCUCUGGCUGAAGGUCAGUGAAUCACAGCCCAAAGGUUCAGACAAGAGGUGUAUUUGAAUAUGAGCAUUGUUCCUAAAGAGACCAUUGAGGUGAUUGCGCAAAGUAUUGGGAUUAACAACUUGUCUCCUGAUGUCGCUCUUUGUGUUGCUCCUGACGUUGAAUACCGCGUGCGCCAGAUUAUGCAGGAGGCAAUCAAAUGCAUGCGCCAUUCUAGGAGAAUCACUUUGACUGCAGAUGAUGUUGAUGCUGCACUAAACUUGAAGAAUGUUGAACCAAUAUAUGGAUUUGCAUCUGGUGGUCCUGUACGGUUCAAAAGAGCUGUUGGACACAGAGAUUUGUUUUAUCUUGAUGACAAGGAUGUAGACUUAAAAGAUGUUAUCGAAGCUUCUUUACCAAAAGCACCCCUUGAUAGUGCAGUUACUUGCCACUGGCUUGCCAUCGAAGGCGUGCAACCUGCUAUUCCAGAAAAUGCUCCUGUAGAAGUAAUUUUGGCUCCUUCCGAUGUCAAGAAGCAUGAACAGAAGGAUGUUAACCUUCCAGUUGACAUCAAAUUACCUGUAAAGCAUGUACUAUCUAGAGAGCUUCAGCUGUAUUUUGAUAAAGUGGCUGAGCUAACUUUAAGCGAGUCUGAUUCAGUUCUCUUUAAAGAAUCAUUAGUAAGUUUGGCCACUGAUUCAGGACUUCAUCCAUUAGUUCCUUAUUUCACAUGCUUUAUAGCUGAUGAGGUUUCUCGUGGUUUGAAUAAUUUUCCUCUUCUAUUUGCCUUGAUGCGAGUUGUUCGUAGCCUUUUGCAAAACCCUCAUAUCCAUAUUGAACCUUAUCUACACCAGUUGAUGCCAUCUGUUGUGACCUGCCUUGUUGCCAAAAGGUUGGGAAGUAGGUUGGCUGACAACCAUUGGGAACUUAGAGACUUUACAGCUAACCUGGUUGCUUCAAUAUGCAAAAGGUUUGGACAUGUUUAUAGUAAUCUACAGUCCCGGUUGACAAAAACAUUGCUGAAUGCAUUCUUGGAUCCCAAGAAGUCAUUGACGCAACACUACGGUGCAAUUCAAGGGUUAGGAGCACUGGGACCCAAUGUGGUUCGCCUUCUUUUGCUGCCAAAUCUUGAAACAUAUAUGCAACUUCUUGAACCAGAGAUGCUUCUCGAGAAGCAGAAAAAUGAAAUGAAAAGGCAUGAAGCUUGGCGUGUUUAUGGAGCCUUGCUGCGUGCUGCAGGUCAGUUUAUAUAUGAUCGACUAAAGAUGUUCCCAACUUUUCCAUCUCCUCUUCUUCAUGCUGUCUGGAAGACCAAUGCAAGAGUUCUUACUUCUUCAACUAAUAAACGCAAGGCAAGCCUUGAGCAAUUAGAACACCAGCCACCUUUGAAGAAAAAUGCUACUGAUGGUGAGGUUGGUGUGGUUCUGACAAAUUCCUCUCCAUUUCGUAAGGAAGGGGAGGCAGGGAUUCAAGCUGAUUCAAUCAUGGGCUCAUCAUCAUCUUCUGGACAGAUGAAAAAUGAGACCACGUUAGAUGACGAAGUUAGAAGUAACAGGGAUGAUACUCAGGCAUUGAAGACAUCUGCUGCCCUCGCCCAGGUUUGGAAGGAUGAUCUGAAUUCUGGUCGUAUCCCGGUGUUACUGUUUGAGUUGUUUGGUGAAGGCAUUCUUUCCUUCGUUCGGGCUCCUGAGAUGUAUAUGUUCUUGUAACUUGGAGUAUUAUAAUAACUUUGUUUAUGCCUUUAUGGAUGGAUCAUGGAUAACCUAUAGAUAAUAAUUUUGAGCAAACUAAACUUACUCCUUUGUAUAAAAUUUAUAAUUUUCUUUUGUGGUUCAUGUGAAA